Messenger RNA from Arabidopsis thaliana (thale cress), 1202 nucleotides. Its product is annotated as basic helix-loop-helix (bHLH) DNA-binding superfamily protein. Bases 89 to 853 code for a protein of 254 amino acids. Lineage: Eukaryota; Viridiplantae; Streptophyta; Magnoliopsida; Brassicales; Brassicaceae. Gene Ontology annotation, cellular component: nucleus. The transcript has 2 exons. Gene Ontology annotation, biological process: regulation of DNA-templated transcription. Gene Ontology annotation, molecular function: protein dimerization activity; DNA-binding transcription factor activity. The record is from RefSeq and is marked reviewed.
AAAAAAAAAAAAAAAAAACUUAUAACUUCUUUUUAAAAUACAAAAAAUAAAACUUAUUAAGCAAUUCUUUAUUAGGUUUCUCGUGGCGAUGGAGAAUUCUUACGACUCAAGCAAGUGGUCUGAUUCUACAACUCCAUAUAUGGUCUCGUGGUCACUACAAUCUGAGUCCUCUGAUUCUGAUUGGAACCGGUUUAAUCUUGGCUUCUCUUCUUCCUCCUUCGGUGGUAAUUUCCCGGCUGAUGAUUGUGUCGGUGGGAUCGAAAAAGCUGAGUCACUUUCAAGAAGCCACCGUCUAGCGGAGAAAAGACGCCGUGACCGGAUAAAUUCUCACCUCACUGCUCUCCGGAAACUUGUCCCCAAUUCCGACAAGUUAGACAAAGCAGCUCUAUUAGCAACAGUGAUUGAACAAGUGAAAGAACUCAAACAAAAAGCAGCAGAAUCACCAAUCUUCCAAGAUCUUCCAACAGAAGCAGAUGAAGUAACUGUACAGCCUGAAACUAUCUCUGACUUUGAAUCAAACACAAACACAAUCAUCUUCAAAGCUUCUUUUUGCUGCGAAGAUCAACCCGAAGCAAUCUCAGAGAUUAUUAGAGUUCUCACAAAGCUUCAACUCGAAACAAUCCAAGCAGAGAUAAUCUCUGUUGGGGGAAGAAUGAGAAUCAAUUUCAUCUUAAAAGAUAGCAACUGCAAUGAGACUACAAACAUAGCUGCUUCAGCAAAAGCUUUGAAGCAAUCUCUCUGCUCUGCGUUAAAUCGAAUCACAUCUUCUUCUACGACUACUUCUUCAGUUUGCAGAAUCAGAAGUAAAAGACAGAGAUGGUUCCUCUCUUCUCAUUAUUCUCACAAUGAAUAAAUUUCACAAUAUACAUAUACAUAGUAUAACACAAACCUCAUUAUUACUAAAGGUUUUUUCCGCAUUUUGGUUUAGAUUUGUUCCUACUAAACCAAUCACGAUUUGUAUAUUUCAAGAUUUGUAUAACCUAAAUCUAAAUCAUUCCAUAAGACCUAAGCCAAGAAUAACAUUAUUCGUAAUAAACUGAGUAGAUAGAUUAAGCUUUAACAUUAAUUGAGAAUCCAUAACAAUCCAACAACAAGGAAUAACUUAACUGAAACAAGUUCAGACAAAAGUACUUAGGAUUUAAGCGAAAAGACAGAAACAGGGAAGGUCUUGAAGAUGAGUCUACUUAGAUCGCUGUCUCAUC